This is a messenger RNA of Bicyclus anynana (squinting bush brown), 6165 nucleotides long. It is a transcript of the gene Aps, whose product is annotated as diphosphoinositol polyphosphate phosphohydrolase 2. The transcript has 3 exons. The coding region runs from base 322 to 789 and encodes 155 amino acids. Lineage: Eukaryota; Metazoa; Arthropoda; Insecta; Lepidoptera; Nymphalidae. The record is from RefSeq and is a predicted model, not a curated record. Gene Ontology annotation, molecular function: bis(5'-adenosyl)-pentaphosphatase activity; bis(5'-adenosyl)-hexaphosphatase activity; diphosphoinositol-polyphosphate diphosphatase activity. Gene Ontology annotation, biological process: adenosine 5'-(hexahydrogen pentaphosphate) catabolic process; diadenosine hexaphosphate catabolic process; diphosphoinositol polyphosphate metabolic process. Gene Ontology annotation, cellular component: nucleus; cytoplasm.
AACACUGCCAAAACUAGCUAUUUCGAUUUUCCCAUCGAAAACGUCAGGCACCAUUCAACAUGGGCUUGAAAUACGCGAUCAAAAGCUAGUUAUAGCUGAAAUAUUGCUCUAAUUGUAGUGUUAUUGUUCUUUUAGUUUCAUUUUAUAUGUACAUUGUGUAACUCAUAAAAUAAUCGAAAAUGGAUACGUAUAUCAGAUACUUCUACUAUGGCGUUUGUUGAUCACUAAAUAAUUUCGUUCGGAUUAUAGUUUUCUUUCAAUUUGAUGUCUGCUUUUCGUUUGUAAUCGUAUCUUUUGUUCGUGUUUACGUGUUACGUGAAAAUGGUGAAGGAGAAGCCUAAUUCUAUACGGAUUUACGACGAGGAGGGAUUCAGGCGUCGCGCGGCUUGCAUCUGCGUGCGAUCGGACGCCGAAACUGAGGUGUUGCUCGUAACAUCUUCGCGGCGGCCCGACAACUGGAUAGUGCCCGGCGGCGGCGUGGAGCCCGAGGAGGAGCCGUCGGUCACCGCCAUGAGGGAGGUGCUGGAGGAGGCCGGCGUCAUCGGCAAGCUGGGCCGCUGCCUCGGAGUGUUUGAGAACCGCGAGCACAAGCACCGCACGGAGGUGUACGUGAUGACGGUGACGCAGGAGCUGGCGGAGUGGGAGGACUCGCGGCUGAUGGGCCGCAAGCGCCAGUGGUUCAGCAUCGACGACGCGCUGGCGCAGCUCGCGCUGCACAAGCCCAUCCAGCGCCACUACCUGCAACAGCUGCGCCGCUCCAAGAAGACCCCCGACGACCCCGGCAGCUAAGCGUACCGCACCACCCGCGCGACGAUCGCGCAUUGCUUUUGACACGUCUGUCAAGUCACUGUCAAAUUGAGUUCGUUUUUUAUUUGCCUAGAGAGUUGAUGGACAGGGCGGCACUGUUUUAAGUGCAUUUGCCGCUUUUCUUUUAUAUGACAAAUAUGCCCAUUCCUCUCCAACUAGUCAGAAAAGACUGUUCAGUGUGGGUACAAUACCCCCGAAGACCUCUUGGUAACAAGUCCAUUACAUUGAGCAUAUAUAGAGACUUGGUAGGACAUGUUCCAUUGUGUAUUUUUUUUUAAAGCAUGAUAUUUUAUUUGGUAUUAUCAAUAUUCCACCAAUGUUCCAGUAGAAAUCAGGUUUAGAAUAUAGAACACACACUUAAUAUUUUUCCUUGCAGUACACUGAACUGAGAUUUUUCCAACCUAAAACAACCCAAAAUAUCUCUUUAAUUGUAACUAACAAAUAUUUGGAUAAUAAAGGCAAGGCUGCAAUAUUCUGUAAGGACCCUUAUGUUAAUUUGACUGCAUAUAUAUGUUUCAAAUUCGCCCCAGCUAUCUUUUUGUAUACAACACAACUUUUAUUUGUUAAUUAUUCAUGUUCAAACACAUCUCAAUUUUUAAACAAUGACAUGUCAGAUUUGUCAAAAAGCAAUGAACAAUUUGAAGCGGACAAUAGGCUAAGAUAAGAAUAAACGCACUGCGUCUCGUAGGCUUUAGAUCUGUGCAGUGCCGUCUGCGGCUCGCUCCUAACGUUAGUUGGAUGUAUUCAUUUAUAACCUUGAAAGCGCAACCUUUUUUACUCAUAAGUAAAACCAUCUUGAUGUACAAUCUUGCAGGGGGGUAGUUCAUAAAAUAGUAGACGUCCACUAAGAACGGAUUUUGCGACAGGGCCGGAUUAAAGAAGUCUAAGGACAAAGUCGCGGUGUCCGCUAGUAAUAUUAUAAAUGCAAAUGUGAGUUGUGAGUUUCACAGCUCAACCAAUGAAUCUGCACUAUAAAUUCUUUCACCUAUGGAAAGCUGCAUUAUCAGGGAGUACAUAUCGAGUACAUUCCCAUGGGUACAGGAGUAACUUGCGUGUAUGCAUCUGCUAGUAUCAGAUAAAUCUUAUAAAAUUUACCUAAAAUUAAAUAUAAUAUAAUAAUUAUCAUUUGUUAUCAUGUAUAUGAUUUGGUUUUAAAGACAUUCCUGAUUUUUAGUAGCUUUUUUGUUAUUUUAUAACUGUAUCAAACAAUGAAUGUGCAUUUAAUGGCUAGGAUAUGUCUUAUCCCUCGCUUAUUACUACCAAUAAAGAUUUAUUUGAACAAUAAAUGAACAAUGUAUUUACAUAUAAUAAUGUUUAUACUAACCAUAUUUAUCACUCGCAGACGGCGCGCGGUUUCACCCGCGUGGUUUCCGUUCCCAUAGGAAUACGGGGAUAAAAUAUAGCCUAUACUGGUAGUACUCUGGGAUGGUGUAGCUUCCCAACAGUGAAAGAAUUUUUAAAAUCGGUUUAUUAGUUUCAGAGCCUAUUCAAUGCAAUGCAAUCAAUUAAAUAUUUCCUUUUUAUAAUAUACUUAAGAAUAGAUAAACAAUAAUAGUAAAGUGUGAAUAAGUUAAGCCUUUAAAUAGAAAUAUUUUACUGGAGAUUUUAAAUUUGAAAAAAAAAUCCUCUUUUACAGUUCUCUUCAUAUUUUAAAUUCAUAAUUCUUUCAUUAUACUUUAUCUCAUAUUUGAUUGCGCUUUUGAGGUUAUAAAUUGUUGGUAAGUUCAUCAUUAACUAUUAAUCCAGGUCUUUUAUCAAUUAGGUAAUUAUUUUAUCUUAAUUUUAAACAUGAUAUUGGUAUGUUAAAUUAUUAUUAUUAUCAUCAACAUAUUCAUUUGAUAUAACAUAGCAUAUUACCAUUUUAGCAAUACUUUGUAAAGUACAGCAUACUUCUGUUACAAUUGAUCAGUUAUUGUAAAAAAUCGUAAUUGUUGAUCUGGAUCAUUUGCUAACUAGAGCUCAGUUGAUAUGCGUUGCUACUUGAGUGUGUGAUGAAAAAUAAUAAUAAAUGUUGUUGUAUUACUUUGAUGGAAAGAAAUUGUCAGGUGAGCUCUAUAGUGUCUUAGCUCAUAUCUAUAACAGAAUAAAAAGUACGAGGAUUUUGUAACUUUAUGGUCAUAUCUGGUUAUGUUAAUCAAUAACCAAACUAUUAAUAGAUUGGUUAUUGGCAAUGACUAUAUCUCGGGGAGGGGACCUCUUUCUCUUAUGAGUCGAUAACUAGGUAAAUUAAAAUUAAUAUUGACAGUGUAAUUGCUAAAUUAGUUGCAUUUAAAUGUAAACCAAAUUGAUGUUCUGAAAUAUUUGCGUUGUUGCAACAACAGCGUUUCUAUAAUUCAUAUGAUUGAGAUGAUGAUGAUGAUGAGUUUAGAAUAUACAUAUUUAAACAGCAUAAUUAGCAACUAACCAGGCUCAAAAUGACAAGAAUCCACAGCCAUAAACCAGUUAUAUUUAAAAAAAAACAUCUAGCUGGAACCAUGAAGAAAAACAGCUGAUAUUGAUUACUUUGUAUGUGGUGGAUGCUAACUUAUGUGUUGUUACGUAUCUUACGAAUUGGGAGUAAUUUAAUGUGUGAAUGUAUAUUUUAAUGUGUUCUUUACUACCAAUUUAUUUAUAGCUUGGAAACUAUUAUGUAUGUCAGCCAUAUUGCUUUUUAAAUAUUAGACCCAACAUCAUCUACACUCUCGGCGUAAUCUUGAAUGUACCUGGUACAUAAAAACAUUCAGUUGUUGUCGAUCAUUUUUAAAUACCGCGAUAAAGGAUGUGGAUUUUCAUGGAAGUCAAGACGCAAACUGAAAUCGCAGGCGAGAGUGUACAGCGUGCAUGGUUUCAUUUUAAUUUUAACAAGUUGUCAAAGGUUGAGCGAUUUUACCGGCAUUUGUUAAGCGUGAGCGUUGGUCAAAAGGAUGCGAAGAACAAAAGCAAAGAUAUGACGAUAUGAACCAUAACUCUAUAGAGUUAGAUCAUGUAGAAAAUACAGAAUUUGAGUUAACUAACCAUAGACUUAAACUUCAGUUCAGGAGACGACUAUUGCAAGAAAAAGUACUUCUCAAAAAAAGGACUUUAAAACCUCCACUAGAUUUAUUAAUUUAAAAACAAUGAACUCUGGUCGUAGUAUUAGUUUUUUUUUACUAAAUAUUGAGCUCUAAAUGCGCAUAUAGACUUUAAACAUUUACUUUUUUACAUUCUGUUACAUAGUUUGGGACUGACAAAUAACAGAAUGGGUUUCAUAUACAAGGCAUAGACAAUUUCAAAUUUAAGGCUUACACUCUAAAAUUAGCUUAGAAACUUAAAUAGUUUUACCAUGUUAUUGUAAACAAGCGUUGAUCUCUUUCUCUUAUAAGUUGAUAACUGUUUACUUAGUUUUAGUUAUCAACUCAUAAGAGAAAGAGAGAGUGUAUCAGAGAAAGAUAAACAUAAAUCAAGAUUAUUUAAGACCAUAUUAUAAUCUGUAGCAGCUGUCAAAAGUAGACCCAUUACCAUAUUGGCUGUCUGUGAAUGACUCGAAGCUUUUGUAUUUUUUUAACUAAAUCAUUAAUGGAUUCAAGCGUUUUCAACAUUUGUUAAGAAUGUUUGAAAAUCGAAAAAUUACAAAAAAAAAAUUAUAUAUAUAUAUAUAAUUUUUAAGUAGAACAAAAUGUAGUUAGCUUGCUGAAAUAGUUUUAUUUUCUGACAAUGUGCUAUAGUUGAUAGUAUUCUUUAAAAUUAUUAAGUGUAGUUAUUGAUAUGCUUAAGUUUUAAUGUUGCUGUGAACAUGAGGGCGAUAUGUCUUUGGAAUAGAUUGAAAGGUGAAGAACGAAGAUCACACUAUUUGUUUUAUUAAAAUGAGUUUUGUAACCCAAACAGAUGUUAUAUGGUUUGAUAGCCUAAAUCAGCGCAUCAAUUAGUAUAUACAUUUCCUGGCCAUUCGGUAAUUUUUAACAGACAAUUGUGUAUAUUUUUCAUAAAAAGGAACAUUUUUAUUCCAAAAUCAUAUCGCCUAAGAAUAAAAUGAGACGAAUGACGAAUUUUACAUGUCAGUAAAUUAUACGUGACAAAGGAAUGCAAACGCGAAUAGGGUCACCUUACCUUACGAACAGUCUUUUUGAAUUCAUAACUCAGGAUUGUCAACUGUUACAUAGGCCAGCUGGCACCAAAUAUAAAAAUACCUGGUAUGGGGGCGAAUAUGCUAAUAGAAGAAAUUAGUUCCUUUGUUUCAACAUAGGCUAUUUUCAUAUUCAGGCCGUAGAAUAAAAAGGAGUAUUUUUUUUUUAUAUUUUGUCGCAAUCUAAUAGUGUUAUUUAAAAACAUUUAUGUCUCUCAGGGUUAAAAUGUUUUUACCCUGGGAGACAUUUUAAUUCUGCUAAAGUAUGCGCACGAUAAGUUUGCGCGUGUCCAAAAUCGGAAUUAAUCAUAAGUGACUAAAUCUUGUCGCCUAUCUCUAUCUAUCUCUUGGCGGGUAAAAUAGAUCACUAACGCUGGCAAUAUAAUUGCGCCCCCAGUCGCGCCCAGACUUAUCUAGCGCGUACUCUACAUAGUGUGUCGGUGUCGUCAUUAUUGAUUUUCUAGAAGAGCAUUUUAUUUGUUAAUACCUUCGAGUUACUGAUUGAAUGGCCUUUAAUUGUGACAGUCUUGCUGAAGAAAACUUCUGUACUGUUAUCGACGACAGUCGUUACUUAUAUGGCUGAGUUAUGUAAGUGGUCUAUGUAAUAGUGCGAGUGUAAACAUGUUUUUUUAGAAUUUAGACCAUUGCGAGUGUUAUGCAUAUUAUGAAACACGGCUAAAACGUCUCUCUUCUCACGUCAUACAAUGUCGGAGUAAGCCCGACUAGUUUCGAACCCAUACCGGACCGUUAGUCAUGAGCUGGGAUUCUUAAGUGAGUUUUAGCCGUGUUUCAGAAUAGAUUAAAAUCAACAUGUUUUGUUUAAAUAUUUCUAAAUCUACGCUUAGACAGUAUGUAUGUUAUUUACAAGACUCACUUUGGUUGUUUGCAUUGCUUUUGCACGUAUAUGUACUUGUAAAUACGUUUAGGACGUGACGAGCGGAAGUCACCAUAGAGUAAGACGGUACUGCAAAAUGUCUAUGGCUUCGUUGUCUGCACUCUGGCUUAGCAAUGGCGGACAACUUUACUGUAAUCGCUAGAUACACGUAACUCUUGUAACAUCCCUAUUUUCUCCCGUUUUAUGUCUAUUUUUACUUAUAUUUUUAUACAUUCUGCGAUGAUGGAAUAAGUAAAUGUUUAUUUUAUUUUGUUAGCAUUAAAACGAAAAGACAUACAAUCUCUAUUUAUUAUUUUACUUACUAAAUUUAUUUGGUCGGUUUUUUUAUUAAGAUUCCUGAAUGAGUUUUAAAGAAUAAAUUUUAUAUUGCUCUUCUGUAAGG